AUGUCAAACGUGGUCACAUACCAUCAUCAACAACAAAACCAUUCCUUUAACAAUAGCACAUCAUCCAUGAACAACACUAGCAUCACCAUGACGGACGAUCUCCCUAAACAAUUUGUAUCUUCCUUAAGGAUCCUAUUUGAUAUUCUCGACGAAAAUCAUAGUGGCUUCGUGCGCCUCUCAGAUAUUGAAAGUCGCUGGAAAGAAGAUGGAGUUAAAGGUCUUCCUUCAGGUGUUGUGGAUGCUUUAAAGAGAGUGACCCCUGCGAACGGUUACCUUAAUUUUGAUAGAUUUGUAGCUGGCUUGAAACUGGUUUUGUGGAGAAGCAAACAUAACAUGGUUAGUGGCGGAAGUGUUCAUAUUCCUCGGUCAUCGUCCGAACAAGACGAAUCUCAUCAAGGCAAAGAAAACAAACACAUCUAUCGCAUCGAUGAUGAUGAUGAGGAUAUUAAACCUGUAAACAUGGGUCAGUCAUUAGCUCAACAUCAGUUCAAUAAUCUAUCAGAUCAGAUCCCUAAUAAUAAUUCAGACGGGCAAUUUACUAACAAUGGUAAACAACCCAGCAUUUCGACUGAUGUCUUCAAUACGAGUUGUACAGUUCCAACCGGCACCAACCUUACAUACGGACCCAAAAAUCGACCACCAAACUAUCCACAAACUAAUUUCGGAUACCAAAAUAUGAAUUAUUCCACAAGUUCAUCAACAUCUACAUUAAUUGCUGGCAGCAGCCAUCUCCGUAACAAUAAUUCUGGUUCACCCAACAUUAAUAACAACACUAACGGCCAUGAUGUUUCUCGAAUUCUUAACGACAGUAUGCAUUCUUCAGGAUCGGUUAUGCCGGGGGAUAAAAUGACCCCACCGAUCCAACAACGAUUACCUUACGUAACCCGAUGUCCAGAAAGGCCCCCACUUCAACCCCGUCAGUCUGCUCAUCCUCACGCUCACCAUUAUAACAGGCAUUUGCCAGAUAUACCCGACACUUCGGUUGAAACUGCUGCGACCCUUCAAAGACCUUUUUCACCACCCCAAAUCCCACCCCGAGAUCAAAAUAAAGCCAAUAUUCUAAAUGAGUUAAAAAACUGGCAGAGACAACGCAUGAAAAACUUACCAACUGACACCUUAAAUGCAAGACGGCUCCUGAGUGGGGAAUCAACAGAAAUCCAACAACAGACCCAACCAAAGAUGGGGACAGGAACAAUUAUGGUAAGUGAAACGAACGAGAGAGAAUGUAAAAGAAUAUAA
Messenger RNA from Acanthosepion pharaonis, 1239 nucleotides. The record is from the annotation of a GenBank genome assembly. Lineage: Eukaryota; Metazoa; Mollusca; Cephalopoda; Sepiida; Sepiidae.